CCAAGCUGUAGUGACAAUUGCCACAAUGAUGCCACCAUCUCCUCCCUCUUUGUUCUCAUCAAAGGAAUAGGGCAGCUAAAAAAAAUGAUCUAUUCUAGGUAUGCAGCUUUCAGUCAUAAACAAAUGAUCUAUUCUAAGUGCCUCCAUGGAUUGGUCCUGUUGAUGAUUUCUUUGGUUUCAAGAGUAGCAGUGUGAAUUUUAUACCUGUGAAGAAGAAGAAGAAGAAGAAGAAUUUGACAAUGACUUUCAUGAAGAGCCUUGCUAUAGUGCACUGUCUAUUGGGAACACCAUUUCAUGGAGAUCAGAUGUGAAAUAGCUAUCUAUCAGUUUGGAUUCAAUUCUAAGGUUUUGGUUGCUGUCUCACCAACUCAAUGUUGGGAGAGAAGUCCUUUUCAUCCUUGCACAGCCAGUUCAGUUAUGUGAUCUUCUUCCUCGGAUUUGAAAUCGGAUCAAACUAAAAGUGUAGCUAAGUCCUGGCCUUCAAUCAUGGCAACAAUUUCACACUCCGGGUCGAGGCGCUUGUAUUCAUGGUGGUGGAACAGCCAUAUCAGUCCUAAGAAUUCCAAGUGGCUUCAAGAGAACCUCUCAGACAUGGAUAGCAAGAUAAAAGUUAUGAUCAAGAUCAUAGAAGAGGAUGCUGAUUCAUUUGCAAAACGAGCAGAAAUGUACUACAAGAAGAGACCUGAGCUCAUGAAACUAGUGGAGGAAUUCUACCGCGCUUACCGCGCUUUAGCAGAGAGAUAUGACAAUGCCACCGGAGUUCUUCGCCAGGCUCAUCAAACAAUGGCUGUUGUUUUUCCAAACCAGAUCCCACUUGAAGUUUCUGAUGAGCUGCCGAUGGAUUCUGAAAUGUUUGAACUUUUUGAUGGUGAUGAUGAGGCCAUGAAGAUGGAUAGACCUUUUCCGGAGGCAAUCGAUCUGAAGAACUUGCCUGAGAUGUUUACACUUGAGAAGCUUAAAGAAAUGGAAGAACUUCAGAAGGUCAGGGAGGAAAACAACAGAGUGAAUGAGCAAAAACUUUCAUCUACUCUCAAGAUAAUCGAUCUUCAGGAUGAGAUAAUUUCUCUGAGAGGAAUCAAAGGAAAGCUUCAAGAUGAAGUGAAGUUGUUCAAGGAGGAAAAGGAGCUGCAGUAUCAGGAGCUCUGUGAAAUCAAAGAAGACCGAAACAAUUUAGAGAAACUGAAGGAGAAGGUUGAGGAGGAAAACAACAGACUGAAUGAACAAAGUCUUAUGUUUACUGUAGAAAUGCUAAAUCUGAAGGAUGAGAUAGUUUUCCUGAAGGAUUCGAAGGCCAAACUGAAUGAAGAACUUGAAAUUUGCAGAGAGGAUCUACAUGAACUUGUCAAGAAACAUGAGCAUGAAUUGGAACACUUGCAUGAGAAAUUGCAAGACAUGGAACUGAUAAAGUUGAGCAUAGAGGAAGAAUUAGAGAGGGUUAGGCAGGAAAAUACCAAACUUGGAGAAGAACUCGAACGAUGUAGAGGGGAGAAGGAAGUUCUUAAUUCAGCACAGAGGCACAGUAUCUUGCAAGAGCAAAUACAAGCAGUCACUAUGGAGAUGGAGAAUCUUCAGGCAAUGAUAAAAGAGUUGAAAGAUGGAAACAAUGACUUGAAGGAGAUCAUCAAGAACCAUGAAUGUCAACAAGUUGUUAACUCAGACAACCUUAGAAAGAUUCAAUCGAUGUCGGAGCAGAAUGCCAUACUGGAAGCUUCACUUUCAGAUGCAAAUGAAGAACUGGAAACAUUAAGAGAGAAUGUUACAAUUUUAGAGAAGAGACAUGAAAAUAUCAGGAGAAGGGUUUUUCUGGACGAAGAUGAAAAGGAUGUGCUCCUCUCUCAUAUGGAUGUGGCUGCUCGGAACAUCGAGAAACUCCUGGGAAGAAAUACAUUCUUGGAGAACUCCCUCUCUGAUGUGAAUGUUGAACUGAAUACACUGAAAGGAAAUUUCAAGAUCAUAGAUGAAUGUUGCCAAUCUCUUCAUGGUCAGAAAUACUCACUUCUUUCUGAAAAGGAUACUCUUCAGACAAAGUCAUUGGCUCAGUUCGAAAGAAUCAGCUGGAGUUUAAGGAACUUGGAGAGUAGCUACACUGAAUUAGAAGGUAAAUGCUCAAAUCUGGAGCGCGAAAAAGCUUCGGCACUUCAAAAGGUUGCUGAAUUGCAAGAAUUUCUGAGGCUCGAAAAGGAAAAGCAUCAAUCUCUCAUUCAUUCGAGUAAAAGUCAGCUGAGUGCAUUAGAAAACCAGCUCCACCUUGGGGAACAGCAGUGUUGGAAAAUGGAGGAAGAACUGGAAGUGGAACGGCAAAUGGUCAUCAAUGGUCAGAUUGAAGUAUUCAUCUUGCAAAGAUGUUUACAUGAUAUCGAGCAAAAGUGCAUCACUAAAGAGAAAGAAAUUGCAUUCUUUGAAAAGAAAAGUGAGAAAUUAAGGGGUUGGAUCAUUCAGAUAACAAACAUGCUUGAGAUUGAUCUGAAAUGGGGUUCAUUGGAUGAUGCCAAAGAAGAAUUUCUUUUACAACUUAUUUUGCAUGAAGUCAGACGCUUGAUCAAUUCUAUUUCAGAGGCACAUGACGAGAAGCAAAUUCUGAUUCUUGAAAAAUCAGUGGUUGUUACUCUUCUUCAGCAGUUUGGAUUGUAUGUCGCCGAUCUUAGAGGAGAAGUUUUGGCUUGUAACAUGGAAACUCAAUCAAGGGAAAAGGAAUUUACAGUGCUAAUAGGAAAGAACAAUAAAAUUUUCGAGGCUAACAAACAAUUGGAGGAAAAGUUGCAGAGUAGCAACCAGAGGGAGGAGCUAUUGAAGGAUGAAGCAGACAUUCUAUUCAGGCAGUUGUCACAGUUACAAGAGGCUCAUCGCAAGUUGCAAAGGCAAACCGCUAGAGUGGUCGAAGAAAACCAGCUUCUUUCGAAGAAACUAAAUGCAGUGACAAUAAAGAAGGACAACUUGGAGGAGGAGGCCAACUUCUUGCUUGUAGAGAUCAUGACCUUAGAUUACCUUUGCGCGUCGCUCACGAGUUACCUUGCUGAGACAGGAUUGGAGCUGAAGCUGGUGAGUGAUGAAAGGGACUAUCUUUGCAAGGCACAAGAUGAACUGAUCAAGGAGAUAAUGCUGGUCCAUAGAAAAGUUAAAAUGCUUGAACUUGAGAACAAACAGCUUGAAUUAUCAUUCACCGACUUGAACGAGUGCAGAAGAUGUUUGUCGAGGCUUCACAAUGAUAUGAACAUGGCUAGAAAUGUAAUCAAUGCUUGUGAAGAUAAGCUAUUACUAGAUAAAGACAUGGUGCAAGUUACAAAAUCAGAGUUGCACAGGAACAUAGAAGAAUCUAAGAUCAAGGUUAUCGAAGCUAAGUUAGCUAAACAAGAAAUGGAGAAAAGUGAUAAUUGUGGAAUCGGAACAGACUAUCAAGCAGAAAUUUCAUCAUUGCUGAACGACAUACAGAGUGCCACAGUUUGUGUAACAUUCUUUAGAGACAAAGUAAUUGAACAGAUACUGCAAUGUGAAAGCAUACAGAGAAAUGGGAUGCUGCACAGGAAAGCUUUACAUGAUGAAAUCAUGAUCAGAGAUGAAACAGUCAAUGAACUGAAGGAGAAAGUGAAUAGCCUUGAGGUUGACAACAGAAGAUUGAACAAAGAAGUCAAUACGUAUAUGUCAAUUCUAGAGACUUUCUUGGAUGAUAUCAAUAUCUUGGAAGAACAGUCUCAAUCUUUUGGGAAAUACCAUCCAUCACCAAGCAACCAGGGAAAACAGGGCAACCAAGUCAGCCAUAUGUACAAGAAGCAAGAGACAAACAAAGCUCAUGGUGCUCGAUCGCAGCUAGGAAUCCCAGAAUUGUGCCACUUAAAAGCGAAGAUCAGGGCACUUCAGAAGAUGGUGAAGGAUACCAGGAACCUCUUGGAGCUGGAAAGGUUAGACUCAAAUGCUAGCUUAGAGGCUGCAUGGCACGAAAUAGAAGCACUGAGAUCAAAAGACAACUCUGAUAACGGUAGCCGCAAGAAAAAAUAUGAAAAGAUUAUGAGAAAUAUAGAGCUUGACAUUGUGUUGAAUGCUUCAUCACUGCCAACACAAUUGAAGGACAUCCAUUCUCAUGAAGGAAGAAAGAGAGAAAAUGUCAAGGAAACCUUUUAUCAAAGGCUUGAAAUGUGGGGAACAACUGAAAAGGAUAGCAGUAAACAAAAGCAGAAAUCGCCCAUCGUAAUUGAGGAAGUGGAGAGAAGCCAUGCUUCAAAUGAGCUGGUAUCUGAGAAAGAGUUGGGCGUUGACAAAUUAGGGGAGCCUAAAAAAUCUGAGAUAGAAUCCGACCAUGAACGGAACCAAAUGGAGAUGGAGAGACUUUGUUCUAAUGCACAGAGGCUCUUGGCACUUCAAGCAAGUGUUCAAGAACUACACAAGAAAAUGGAAGCACUAGAAAACAUCAACAGCACCUCACUUGAAUUCGAUGCUGUCAAAGUACAAUUGAAGGAGGCUGAGGGAACCAUCUCUAAGCUGGUUGAGCUCAACAGCAAGUUAACAAAUAAAGCUGGAGACUUGACUGAAUCCAACGACGAAGUCAGGGAGAUCAAGAAAGAUGCAGGAAGCAGAAACAGAAGGCAAAUCUCAGAUCGGGCUGAGAAGGUGUCUGAAAAAAUUGGAAAGCUGGAGUUGGAGCUGCAGAAAUUGCAGUUACAAGUGCAGAAAAUGGAAGAAGAAGAAAACAGAAUCAGAAAGACUAAAAUUGUGGAUAAAUCUGGGAUGCUUCUGAAAGAAUACAUAUAUGGAAAGAGAGAAGUUCGUAAGAAGAAGAGAGGCUCCUGUCGAUGCAUGAGGCCAAAGACAAAGGGUGACUGAUCUCUUGGAAAUAAAGGUUUCAUGCAAGCAUGAUAAUUGUAGCUACAAGAAUGCUAUAAAAUUUUCAUAUGUUGACAGUGCAUUGUUCUUAUUGUUGUGCCUUGAAAGUUGUUCGCGUCUAGAAUUGCUGGCAAAUUAACAACUAAUCAGUUACAUAGAGGUGAUUGUUUAGACCCUCUAUUGGGGAGUGAUAGUGUUGGGAAUGGAUUGAUGUAGUGUUCUGUAUGGAAUUUGAAAUGAGCAUUGUACCUAUGACAGGUAUCUGAUAUGAGAGUUGUCAACUAGAGUUCAAACCGUGCA
Molecule: messenger RNA, 5115 nt
Organism: Zingiber officinale
Lineage: Eukaryota; Viridiplantae; Streptophyta; Magnoliopsida; Zingiberales; Zingiberaceae
Product: protein NETWORKED 1A-like
Exons: 5
Coding region: 487-4815 (1442 amino acids)
Cellular component (GO): plasma membrane
Molecular function (GO): actin filament binding
Source: RefSeq, a predicted model, not a curated record